Messenger RNA from Salvia hispanica, 1859 nucleotides. RefSeq names its product 1,8-cineole synthase, chloroplastic-like. Gene Ontology annotation, biological process: diterpenoid biosynthetic process. Gene Ontology annotation, molecular function: terpene synthase activity; magnesium ion binding. The record is from RefSeq and is a predicted model, not a curated record. Lineage: Eukaryota; Viridiplantae; Streptophyta; Magnoliopsida; Lamiales; Lamiaceae.
AGCAAGAUAGGAAGUUGUAGUGCAGAAGCACAAUUUUUUUUUUCUAUGUAGUAUAAGCCUUUUGUGAGAACUCUAAUAUCCAAUUACCCUUCCUAUUUCAUUCUUUAGAGUUUUUUUUAUCUGUAGUAUCAAAUAUCCAGCAAUUAAUAAUCUACUACUCAGAGCAUCUUCAAGAAAGAAGUAAAUGAAGAGAAUCAAUUGAGCACAAGAUAUCAAGUAGUUUCACAAUGCAAUUUGCGAUUCCCAGGGAUAACACCAAUGAGAUCCAAAAUGGAAGACGAAGUGGAGGUUACAAGCCUACUCUUUGGGAUUUCAACUAUAUUCAAUCGUUCAAAUUUGAGCAUAAGAAAGAAAAGCACCUCGAAAAGGUGGAGACUCUGAUUGAGAAGGUGAAGAAGUUGUUGCUACUGGAACAACGUUUGGAGCUGAUCGAUGAUCUACGAAGGCUGGGUAUAUCUUGUCAUUUUCGAAACGAAAUCGAUCAAAUAUUAAAUUCCAAAUAUUUGGAGAAGAAUGAGUCAGAUGAAAGGGAUUUGUACUCCACAGCUCUCAGAUUCAGACUCCUCAAACAAUACGGCUUCACCGUCUCUCAAGAAGUGUUUGAUUGCUUCAAGAAUGACAAGGCUACUGAUUUCGAUUCCAAAGGAUUGUUACAACUCUACGAAGCUUCGUUCCUAGCAACACAUGGCGAAGAAACCCUAGAAAUUGCUAAACAAUUUGCUACUAAAUCUCUGAAGAAAAGAGUAGUUGAUCAUGAAAUUGAUGACAUUCAUCUCUUAUCAUUAGUUAAAGCUGCAUUGGAGUUCCCUUCUCAUUGGAUGGUUCAAAUGCCAAGCGCAAAAUCCUUCAUCGAUUCUUAUAAAAGGCGAUCGGACAUGAAUCCAUUUGUGCUAGAGUUAGCCAUACUGGACAUAAACAUUGCUCAAGCACAAUUUCUAGAAGAACUCAAGGAGACAUCUAGGUGGUGGGAGAGUAUUGGGCUUGCUCAAGAGCUUCCCUUUGUUAGAGAUAGAAUAGUGGAAAGUUACUACUGGACGACUGGAGUCGUUGAACGUCGUGAACAUGGAUUCGAGAGGAUAAUGCUCACCAAAGUAAUUGCUCUUAUUACGGCUAUAGACGACAUCUAUGAUGUUUAUGGUACUCUUGAAGAGCUCCAACUAUUCACAUAUGCUAUUCAAAGAUGGGAUACUGAAUCAAUUGACAAACUUCCCACUUACAUGAAAGUAUGUUAUCUUGCACUAUUUAACAUUGAGAAUGAGAUGGCUUACUAUACUCUCAAGGAUAAAAGCUUCAACUCCAUCCCAUUUCUACGAAAAGCGUGGAGUGAUUUGACUGAGAGAUAUUUGAUAGAGGCAAAUUGGUACCACAAUGGGCAUAAACCUAGGUUGGAAGAAUACAUCAACAAUGCUUGGAUAACAGUAGGAGGUGUUUGUGUUCUAUCCAACCUUUUCUUCCGGCUAACGAAUUCGAUAGAGAAGGAGGCUGUUGAGAGCGUGCAUAAAUACCAUGAUAUUGUUCGUGCAUCGUGUACUAUUGGAAGGCUCGUUGACGACAUGGGUACAUCACUGGAUGAGGUGGAGAGAGGCGACGUGCCAAAAGCAGUCCAGUGUUACAUGAAUGAGAACAAUGCUUCGGAAGAAAAGGCGCGAAAGCAUGUUCGAUCACUCAUAGAGGAGACAUGGAAGACGAUGAAUAAGGAAAUGAUGGAUUCUCCAUUUUCAAUAUAUUUUGUAGCAGUUUGUGCUAAUCUUGCUAGAAUGACACACCAUAUGUACCAGAAGGAAUCUGAUGGAUUUGGAAUGCAACACUCAUUGGUUAACAAACAGCUCAGAAGAUUGCUCUUCGAACCCUAUGUAUAA